This is a messenger RNA of Eutrema salsugineum, 694 nucleotides long. Its product is annotated as dolichyl-diphosphooligosaccharide--protein glycosyltransferase subunit DAD1. Gene Ontology annotation, biological process: protein N-linked glycosylation. The record is from RefSeq and is a predicted model, not a curated record. The transcript has 5 exons. Gene Ontology annotation, cellular component: membrane; oligosaccharyltransferase complex. NCBI's taxonomy places the organism in Eukaryota, Viridiplantae, Streptophyta, Magnoliopsida, Brassicales, Brassicaceae. The coding region runs from base 112 to 459 and encodes 115 amino acids.
AUAGAAGUUCGUAAAGAGGGAGUGAUGUUAGUCUUCAAGACUCGCGAAGACGAAGACGAAGACAGUAGAAGAAAGAGGGAAAAGGGAUUUGUGAUUGCUUAAUCUUCGAAAAUGGUGAAAUCGACAAGUAAGGAUGCUCAGGAUCUAUUUCGCUCUCUUCGUUCCGCUUAUUCGGCUACUCCGACUAAUCUGAAGAUCAUCGACUUGUAUGUCGUUUUCGCCGUCUUCACUGCUCUGAUUCAGGUUGCUUAUAUGGCUUUGGUGGGAUCAUUUCCAUUUAACUCAUUCCUAUCUGGAGUUCUCUCUUGUAUCGGAACAGCAGUUCUUGCUGUGUGCCUCCGGAUUCAAGUGAACAAAGAAAACAAGGAAUUCAAGGAUUUGGCACCGGAGCGAGCAUUUGCUGAUUUUGUCCUCUGCAACUUGGUCCUCCACUUGGUGAUCAUCAACUUCCUUGGAUAGGUUUCCUUCUCCUAUUACAGGUUGUUUUCAUGUUUUCAGAUACUGGAGUUUUUAGGUGUCACUUGGAAUCAAAACUGUAGUUUGAGAUAUUUUAUGUUAUUGUCAAAGAAUCAAACUUUUAGUAUCUCAAUAACAUUUUCAUGCAGUCAUGGGACCCUUGGUUCGCUAUGCCUAUAUUCUGACCACUUGUAAGCUUACACGUGUUUAUAAUCUCAAUCUUCAAGUUGGUGUGUGA